Molecule: messenger RNA, 2093 nt
Organism: Pogona vitticeps (central bearded dragon)
Lineage: Eukaryota; Metazoa; Chordata; Lepidosauria; Squamata; Agamidae
Source: RefSeq, a predicted model, not a curated record
GUAAAAACUUUCUUUUGAAACAAGCACUUUCCCUAAUUAAACUGUAUUGCAACUUCUAUUGUAAGCAUAUAGGAAAUUGCUUCUUAAACAGAAAUGGAUUGGAUUAUUCCUGCUUCAAUAUUGUCGCUGUUUGGCCUUAUGAUGAUGUUGGUUUUGAAAACUUGGAAUUUCUGGAAGAACAGCUCUCAGCUUCUUCCCCCAGGACCCUGGCCGUUACCGUUUGUUGGAAAUCUUCUCAUAAUGGAUCGGAAAAGACCUUACAGGACUAUGUUGAAGUUGUCCAAACAGUAUGGUUCCGUCUUCAGCCUCCAAAUGGGACUCCAGAAGAUGGUGGUCCUGACCGGGUAUGAGACGGUAAAAGAGGCUCUGGUCAACCAAGCCGAUGCAUUUGCGGAGAGGCCCUUCAUCCCAAUCUUUGAAGAAUUUGGAAAUGGCUUUGGUAUCAGUUUUUCUCAUGGUGAGAACUGGAAAGUGAUGCGGCGGUUUGCCAUAACCACAUUGCGGGACUAUGGAAUGGGCAAGAGAUCCAUAGAAGACAAAAUUGUUGAGGAGUGCAAUGUCCUGAUAAAGAAGUUUGAAUCUUAUGAAGGUAAACCUUUUGAGACGACUACAAUUAUGAAUGCAGCUGUUGCCAAUAUUAUUGUGUCCAUUCUACUUGGCAAGCGAUUUGAAUAUGAAGAUCCCACAAUUCAACGACUGCUGCAGUUAGUCAAUGAAAAUGUCCGGCUCCUUGGAAGCCCCAUAGUCAUGCUGUAUAACAUGUUUCCUGCACUUGGCUUUCUGUUUGGUGCUCGUAAGAUCAUCCUUAAUAACAGAGAUGAGUUGCAUGCCUAUAUAACUACCACGUUCUUAAACCACCUAGAAAAUCUGGACAAAAAUGACCAGAGGAGCUUCAUUGAUACAUUUCUCAUCCAGCAGCAAGAGAAAAAGACAAAGAAGAAUGAUGGAUAUUUCCACAAGGAAAAUCUAAAAUAUGUUAUAGGGAAUUUAUUUGCUGCCGGCAUGGAGACCACUUCUACCACUCUGCGCUGGGGCCUCUUGCUAAUGAUGAAGUAUCCUGAUAUCCAGAAAAAAGUCCAAGCAGAGAUUGAUGACAUUGUUGGAACUGCUCAGCCCAGGACUGAACACCGAAUAAGAAUGCCAUACACAGAUGCUGUUGUCCAUGAAGUUCAAAGGUUUGCCGAUAUCCUCCCAACCAAUUUGUCACAUGCAACUACUACAGAUGUUACUCUCAAAGGCUACUUCAUUCCAAAGGGAACUCAGAUCAUUCCAUUGCUGACCUCUGUGCUCCGUGAUGAAUCGCAGUGGGAGAAGCCACAUGAGUUCUAUCCUGAGCAUUUUCUUGACUCUUCAGGAAAGUUUGUCAAAAGAGAUGCAUUCAUGCCUUUCUCUGCAGGGCGCAGGAUAUGUGCAGGUGAGACCUUGGCCAAAAUGGAGCUCUUUCUGUUCUUUACAAGCCUCCUGCAGAGAUUUACCUUCCAGCCACCUCCUGGAACUUCUAAAGAAGACCUGGAUCUCACCCGAGCAGUUGGGUUGACAACACCUCCCAUGCCCUUCCACAUCUGUGCUCUGCCACGCUGAGAUGUCUCAAGAUCACAGAAUGCUUCACCUGUACGUUGAGCAUUGUUAAGUAUUCUUGCCUCUGAAGUUAAUCUGAUGUGGCAGCCCCUUGACUAAAUUUUAUUGACCCAUGUUUAAUCACAUAUCUUAAGUUUCCCUUGUGCUACUAUUACUGUUUUAAAUAAACAAAAGGAAAAGGUUGGGGGGAAGCUUGAUGGAAUUGACCCAUGCUUUUAUAUGACUGGCAUGCGGUUUUGUUAAAUUUCAUAAAGCUCAUAGUGAUACAUCUCUUAGUUUAAAAAAGGGAACUUGGUUCAUGUGCCAUUGCUGCAGGAUCAGAAUCAAGGGUCUGUUUAUGUUUAAGCAUCACAACCUUUUAUCUACAUAGUGUAAUUCUUGCUUCUGUUUCUUGAUCACAUCAAGCAUAGACGGAUCCAUUUGCUUCUGGAUCAUAGUAAUGUUUGACACAAUAUUGACUACAUAAAAUUUGUAUAUGCCGAAUAUAUCGGUAAUAAACCUGUUUGCUGUACUGA